UAAUAGCAAAGUUCUUUCCUCUCUCUCUCUCUCAAGGACUAGAAGGGACAUUGUUCUUCUGGACAUUUGGCCCUCGGUUGUGUGCUCAUGGAGCCAUCACCGACCAACCAUUCCCUGCGGGUGCCGCUGGGCAAUGUCUCUUUGCCGGAGGGAGGAGAGUCAGCCGCAGCCUUGGGAGCUGUGCUGAGCUUGAUGUGUGCCACAGGGGUGGCUGGCAACCUCUACGCCCUGGCAGUAGUGCGGGCCUCACCCUCAGCUUCCUCGCUGCGGGUCCACCUGGUCAACUUGGCUUUGGCUGACCUGCUAUACCUGUCCACGGCCCCCUUCAUUGUCCACAACGGGCUGGUGAAGGACUGGCCAUUCGGGGAGGCGGGCUGCCGGAUCCUCUUGAGCCUGGACCUCCUCACCAUGCAUGCCAGCAUCUUCUUGCUCACGCUGAUGAGCUGCGAGCGCUACACCGCCGUGGCGCACCCCUUCCAGGCCGGCCGCCGCGCCCGACGGUGCCGCCGCCCUCUGGCCGUGGCCAUUUGGCUCCUGUCCUUUGCCCUGGCCCUGCCUAUGAUGGUGAUGAUCCACCAGGAGGAGCGCACGGUGGGUGAAGACGGAGCGAUCAUCCGGCGUCUCUGCUCCCCCACCUGGAGCGAGGCACAGUACAGGGUGUACCUGAGCAUCCUCUUCAGCACUAGCAUUGUGGCGCCCGGCCUGGUCAUUGGGUCCCUCUACUGGCGCUUGGCCAGGACUUACUGGCUGUCGCAGACCCGCAGCGGCUUGGGCCGCUCUCCCAAGAGCCGGGUUUUCCUCCUCAUCCUCGUCAUUGUCCUGGCCUUCUGGGCUUGCUAUCUGCCCUUCUGGGUCUGGCAGCUCCUGCCCCUUUACUGCCCGUCGGCGGCCCGCCUGCCCAUCCACACGGAGAUCUCCAUCAACCACUUGGUGACCUGCCUGACCUAUGGCAACAGCUGCAUCAACCCGUUCCUCUACACCCUGCUGACGCGCAACUACCGUGAGUACCUGCGGGCUCGCCAGCGGAGGACGUCACAUGCCUCCUUGCGAUGCCUCCAAAGCAGAGGCAGGCCGAAGGCCGAAGGCGCAGAGGAUGUCUGAGCAGAUACAGGUCCUCAACCUGGUUGAUCCAUGCUGAGACAGAAUGACUUGACAAGAGAAACCGUAUAUAGGAAAUUCCUUCAUAAUUCCAGGGCUAACCUUCUCCAGUCUCCAAAUGCUUCACUCCUGGGACAAGAGUAACAAGACUCCUUGGGCUGGGGGGAUGCCAAGUUUUUAUUGACAGCAGCUGCACGACAGGCAGAAAUCAAGAGGUGAAGGCACUGUGGGUGUGUACAGCUGUACUUCUCUUUUGGAGAAAUCAUUGCAGUUCUUCUACCCCCCCAAAACCUCACCUUUGCAGCUUGGGCUACAAGAAGACACAUCCCUGCUAUCCAUCAUGAAGUCACAUUUCCAUCA
Messenger RNA from Elgaria multicarinata webbii, 1458 nucleotides. RefSeq names its product urotensin-2 receptor-like. Gene Ontology annotation, biological process: neuropeptide signaling pathway; blood vessel diameter maintenance; regulation of blood pressure. Gene Ontology annotation, cellular component: plasma membrane. NCBI's taxonomy places the organism in Eukaryota, Metazoa, Chordata, Lepidosauria, Squamata, Anguidae. The transcript has 2 exons. The coding region runs from base 88 to 1101 and encodes 337 amino acids. Gene Ontology annotation, molecular function: urotensin II receptor activity. The record is from RefSeq and is a predicted model, not a curated record.